AUGAAUAACGAGCAUGAAAAUUAAGUUUUAAGAAUGUUAAAUAAAUUAGAAUUUGUGAAAAGAGAAAGAAAGAGACUUAGCUGCUAUUGCAACUCACAAAGGGGUAAAACAACUCUGUAAGCGAAUAAUAGAACUAAGGGUAAGAGAGCAACAUUAAUGUUCACACAUUCUUAGAGGUUCUCUUAUCAGCAAAGUCGCUAGCACUUAAUAAGUAGUUAGUUAGUUAGUUAGUAUGUUUGUUAGUUAGUAAGUUAGUUAGUUAGAUUGAUAGCUUUCAGCAUUAAUAUAUAUACAGAAUGCAAGUCAUAUUUUUUUAUAAAGAGAGAUAUUAUGAUAAUAUGA
This is a messenger RNA of Tetrahymena thermophila SB210, 342 nucleotides long. RefSeq lists its product as hypothetical. The record is from RefSeq and is a predicted model, not a curated record. NCBI's taxonomy places the organism in Eukaryota, Ciliophora, Oligohymenophorea, Hymenostomatida, Tetrahymenidae. The transcript is spliced from 2 exons.